AUGUCGUUUCAACUCAUUAUCGCCCUGUCUGGGCUGGGAAUUUCUCCGGUCGCUGCCCAGCACUUCCCGGCGACUGUGCCUUCGUUUAUCCGCCCGUCCUGGACCUGGACCUGGUCGCCCUCUCCCAGUUCCUAUGCUGAGCCGUCAUGGUCUGAGGAGACUCCCGCGUGGACACCGACUGUCUAUACCUCGGACACUUGGUCAUCCGUCGUCCCGUGGCCCUCGACAUACACUCCCUCUGUCUCAGCACCUACUUGGCCAGAACACUCGAGCUCUUGGGGCCCGUCUAGCUACUCGUCUCACGUCUGGUCUUCGGAAAGCUUGCCGUGGUCCUCAUGGCCGACAAGCAUUUACUCACCACACUCUUGGCCGUCCGAGACUCCCACGUGGCAGUCGUGGCAAACCACCGUGUGGCCGUCGCCAUCGCCAACGCCAAGUCUUCCAUCAUUGAACGAUGCUCUUAUCGCGGCAGGGGCCGCCAAGUUUGCCGCUCUAAUUGCAUCGGACCCUGUAGUCUCGGCUGCUUACGCCGCGGGAGUUCCUACCGUCUUUGCUCCGACCGAUCAAUUCAUUGGCAGCACAGUGAACGCAACGCGGCGGAGGAAGCGCGACACGCUCACCCCAGCACAGCAGCAGCAAUUGCUUCUCCACGCGACGCAGAGCCAGAGCGAGAUCAACGGCCUCAGGACUCCACCUGGCGCGGUGGUUGCGACCAAGGACACCAACGCCAACCUCAAAGGAGCCACGCAAAAGGUCGUCUCGAAACCGAAAAACAGCACCAAGACGACAUCCAGCAAGCGAUCGGCCCCGACCCUCCUCGCCAGACAGGACACGGCGGACACGCUCGUGGAUAUCCUUUCAGGGCUGGGCAACUCGGUUGGGGUCAUAACGGCCGACAUUCCUUUCGCUGGUGGAGUGAUUCAUACUACUGACGGCCUCUUCACCCUGCCCGCCACACUGUCCACCACGGCCCAGACCACUGGCCAAUCGACCUUUGUUGCCCUGGCCAACUCGUCGAACCAGUCGGCGACCCUGGACGCCACGCCUCUCAUCACCGUCUUCAUCCCCACCAACCAGGCCUUUGCCGCCGCAAACAUCGCCCCGUCCCUGUCACCCAGCAGCAUCCAGUCCGUCCUGGCGGGCCACGUCGUGCAGGACUUUGCCGGCUACCUCCCCAGCCUGAGCAACGGGGCAAGUUUCGUGACGCAGUCCGGCACGACCGUCACGGUGACUGUCCAGGGCGACGAUUACUUUGUGAACAACGCCAAGAUCGUCGCGUCGAAUCUGAUUCUGGAGAACGGAGUGGCUCACGUCAUUGAUACGGUCCUCACCCCGCCCAUCACACCAUACACAGGCGGCGCCGCCAUCCACGAAGCGGGUAUCGCCAAGUCCCUCGUCCUCGCUAUCAGCGUCAUGGUCGCUCUGGUGUUGACCUCGUGA
Messenger RNA from Fonsecaea nubica, 1440 nucleotides. RefSeq lists its product as hypothetical. The transcript is spliced from 3 exons. Lineage: Eukaryota; Fungi; Ascomycota; Eurotiomycetes; Chaetothyriales; Herpotrichiellaceae. The record is from RefSeq and is a predicted model, not a curated record. Bases 1 to 1440 code for a protein of 479 amino acids.